CAGGCAGUUUACACAUUGCCACAGGCACUUCAACAAUUCUCAACAUCACGAAGCGAUUGUCUGAUCCUCGACCACACUGGCAAUCAUGAGUUCCAACCCUGCUGCUGCGCUGCAGCGCAUUGAUGCCGGCUCUUUGCGAGACAUUUCCGAAGACAACCCCAACCGUGUCCAGCAACCUGUUAUGCAAUGCGUUCAGAUCAAGCCCAUUGCCGCCACGACCGGAGGCGUCGAGCGCAACAGAGUGAUACUGAGUGAUACGAGAAACUACAUUCAGUCAAUGUUGGCUGUACACCUGAACCACCUUGUUGAAGAGAAGAUCUUGCGGAGGGGGGUGCUCGUUCAACUCCUCGCUUAUUCCGCAAACAAGGUCAAGGCAAAGCGUAUCCUCAUUGUCACGGAGAUAAAAGUCCUCGAAGAGUUCGGCGAACACGAGAAAUUGGGCGACCCCAAAGCCUUGGAAUUAAAAGUCGAAGACGAAGAGAAGCCCGCCCCUAAUGCCAUCUCAAGCAAUGGCUUUUAUGGUGUCAAACAAGAAUCGCAGAAACAGGGCAGACCCAUGCCGAGCCAUACCAGACCAUCCUCCUCGAUGGCCCAUGCGAACAUCUACCCCAUCGAAGCCAUCUCCCCAUACUCAAACAAGUGGACAAUCAAAGCUCGGUGCACAAGCAAGUCGGACAUCAAGACAUGGCACAACCGCAACGGCGAAGGAAAACUGUUCAGCGUCAAUCUGCUGGACGAGAGUGGCGAAAUUCGUGCUACUGGUUUCAACGAUCAAUGUGACCAGCUGUAUGACUUGUUCCAAGAAGGGAGUGUUUACUACAUCUCCAGCCCUUGCCGGGUAACAUUUGCAAAGAAACAGUUCUCAAAUCUGCCCAAUGACUAUGAAUUGCACUUCGAGAAAGAUUCGACCGUGGAAAAGGCUGAAGAACAAGACGAUGUGCCUCAAGUUCGCUACAACUUCACCGGCAUUGCAGAUCUUCAAUCUGUGGAGAAGGAUACCACAAUCGACGUUAUUGGUGUUUUGAAGGAUGUCGGAGAGACCUCGCAGAUCACCUCAAAGACAACCAGCAAACCCUAUGAUAAGCGAGAGCUCACCCUUGUGGACGACACGGGUUACUCUGUGCGUCUGACAGUAUGGGGUAAGGUGGCAUCAUCUUUCGACAUCCCACCUGAAUCAGUCGUUGCAUUCAAAGGCGUCAAAGUGUCGGACUUUGGAGGACGAAGUCUAAGUCUGCUGAGUUCUGGCUCGGUCACGGCCAAUCCUGACAUGCCCGAGGCACACAAACUGAAGGGUUGGUUUGAAGAACAAGGCAGAUCUGGUAACUUCACCACACACGCCAAUGUCCAGGGCACUGUCUCUGCUGGUGGUGGCCGAAGUGACCCCUUCAAGACCAUUUCACAGGUCAAGGAAGAGCAACUCGGAAUGUCCGAGACCCCAGACUUCUUCGCUGUCAAAGCAUCGACACAGUACAUCAAGCAAGACAAUUUCUGCUAUCCUUCGUGUCUAUCCGAAGGCUGCAACAAGAAAGUUGUCGAGAUCGAUCCUGGUCAGUGGCGCUGCGAACGAUGUGACAAGACCCACGACCGACCCGAGUACCGCUACAUCAUGUCCGUCAACAUUAGCGACCAUACCGGUCAACUGUGGGUAAGCUGCUUCGAUGAGACUGGUAGACAGAUGAUGGGAAAGAGCGCGGAUGAACUGAUGGAGAUCAAAGAAGUUGACGAGAAAGCGUUGACAGAGAUCUUUUCGGAUGCAAAUUGCAGGACAUGGAAUUGGAAGUGCAAAGCCAAACUAGACAAUUUCCAGGAGCAGCAACGGGUCCGGUACCAGGUUACUUCGGCGUCGGCGCUGAACUUUGUGACGGAGUCGCAGAAGUUGAUUGAGUUGAUCAAGCAGUAUGGCACGGAUUGAAAUGCACACUUGCAGGUAGCGGAAGCAGGCAGAGUCAGUUGCGGCGAAACUUGAAGUGCGGGAUGAACAUCGUUCCAUGUUCAAGGGGCGCAGGUGUUCAUGUCCGCCGGACUACAGAGAUUGUUCUGGCCUGGUAAUGUCUCUUUGUAACGUGGCAGUGGUCUCAGAGAUGGAGCUGCUUAGUCAAUUAUGUGUACGGGUAUGAUACGAAUUGCUGUUGCUGGUGAGAUUUAGUGGUUGUUGCGUCAUCACCACAUGAGAUGAGCCGAAAACCGAAAUGGAGUUCUCGCAAGUUCUAAUACACAGAAUAACAGAACAACAGUCAGUAAUCUUGAAC
This is a messenger RNA of Exophiala xenobiotica, 2249 nucleotides long. RefSeq lists its product as uncharacterized. Gene Ontology annotation, molecular function: damaged DNA binding; single-stranded telomeric DNA binding. The coding region runs from base 86 to 1912 and encodes 608 amino acids. Gene Ontology annotation, biological process: nucleotide-excision repair; meiotic cell cycle; double-strand break repair via homologous recombination. The transcript has 3 exons. The record is from RefSeq and is a predicted model, not a curated record. Gene Ontology annotation, cellular component: nucleus; DNA replication factor A complex. NCBI's taxonomy places the organism in Eukaryota, Fungi, Ascomycota, Eurotiomycetes, Chaetothyriales, Herpotrichiellaceae.